AUGAAGACUAGGCUCGAAGCUGGGCGCCCCGUUCAGAUCUCAGACCAGGAUCUCCUGCAGUGGUUCAUCUACACUGAUGCUGCAUACAACAUGGAAGAACAAACUGGUGGUAUAGGUGGAGUCCUGGUUGACCAAUCUGGAGUAUGUGUACAAUGGUUUGGUUUUCCCCUCAAUGAAGAAAUGUGCAAGACGUUUGGUUGCCAAACAAAACAGUCCAUUAUUUAUGAGCUUGAAUUGGUAGCUGCAGUACAUGCCCUUUCUUACUGGGGCGACCAUCUGGCUGGAAACCUGGCCACAUGGUUCGGAGACAAUGACAGUGUGAGAUAUGCCUUGAUCAGAGGAGCUGCCAUCGGGCCUUGCGGUGAGGUGAUCAUGAGGUUUCAUCUUGAGAAGGAAGCAAGCCUGCACUCCCGUGCAUGGUUUGCUCGAGUCCCGACAGAAGCAAACAUUGCUGACUUCCCUUCAAGGCUUUCUCAACACCCGCUCCUUGUUCCAAAAGCAGAUGUUACCGACAGUGCACGCCAUAGUUUUCAGAGCUUGAUUUCGACAGUCGAUUCGAACAGUGGAAUACACGUUGUUGAUGGGGGAGAUAAGGAACGUGCAUCCCCCAGUUCGAAAAAGAAGCGCUGGUUGGCUUAG
Durusdinium trenchii is the source of this 639-nucleotide messenger RNA. The record is from the annotation of a GenBank genome assembly. NCBI's taxonomy places the organism in Eukaryota, Dinophyceae, Suessiales, Symbiodiniaceae.